This is a messenger RNA of Nannospalax galili (Upper Galilee mountains blind mole rat), 3258 nucleotides long. RefSeq names its product ajuba LIM protein (gene Ajuba). Gene Ontology annotation, cellular component: transcription regulator complex; nucleus; P-body. Gene Ontology annotation, molecular function: transcription corepressor activity. Bases 340 to 1980 code for a protein of 546 amino acids. Gene Ontology annotation, biological process: negative regulation of hippo signaling; cytoskeleton organization; response to hypoxia. The record is from RefSeq and is a predicted model, not a curated record. The transcript is spliced from 8 exons. NCBI's taxonomy places the organism in Eukaryota, Metazoa, Chordata, Mammalia, Rodentia, Spalacidae.
GGCAGACAAAAGUUUGGAGAAGUUCGGCUCGAGCCGAGUGUGAGAGUAAGGGGGGCGGGGGCCGCAGCUGGCGGGCUGGUCGACGCGCGAACAGACCUGCGGACCGGACAGCUGCGGUGCAGGCCCUCCCAGCCCCGCCAGCCCCAGAUGCGUGGGGGACCUUGGCCCAUCCCGCUGGGGGAUGCUGCGAGAUGACGAGCGCCGGGCACCUGGGCCGUCCGCUGAGCCCCUCGGCAUAGCCCGUGCCCCCGGGGCACCCGAGCCCGGACCGAGAGGCGGCCGCGGAGGCGCUGCGGGGUGCUGGCCGGGGAAGGGGCUGCAGGCUCCAGACCCGUGGGCAUGGAGCGGUUAGGGGAGAAGGCCAGUCGCCUGCUAGAGAAGUUAAGAAUCUCGGACUCCGGCAGCGCCAAGUUUGGCCGCAGAAAGGGUGAAGCUAGCAGGUCUGGGUCUGACGGCACCCCUGGGUCAGGCAAAGGGCGCCAAGGUGGGUUGGGGGCACCCCGGAAAUCCGGACACCGAGGAGCUGCUGGGGGUCCUGGGGAUGAGCCGCUGGAGCCGGCCCGGGAGCCGGGCGCCCUGGACGCCGAGCGGAACGCACGCGGCUCCUUUGAAGCGCAGCGCUUCGACGGGCCCUUUUCCGGGGGGCCACCGCCCCCCCGAGUCCUGCCUCUACCUCAGUCCCUACCUCCCGAUUUCCGGCUGGAGACCACCGCCCCGGCCCUCAGCCCUCGCUCCAGCUUCGCCAGUAGCUCCGCCAGCGACGCGAGCAAGCCGUCCAGCCCCCGGGGUAGCCUGCUGCUGGACGGGGCAGGGGCCGGCGGGGCCGCGGGGAGCCGGCCGUGCAGCAAUCGGACCAGCGGCAUCAGCAUGGGUUACGACCAGCGCCACGGGAGCCCGCUGCCCGCCGGACCGUGCCUGUUCGGCCUACCCCUCAGUGGGGCUCCAGCGGGCUACUCCUCCGGAGGGGUUCCGUCCGCCUACCCCGAGCUCCACGCCGCCCUGGACCGCCUGCGUGGGCCCGCGGGGUUCGGCUGCCAGGAGAGCCGCCACUCGUACCCCCCGGCCUUGGGCAGCCCUGGGACUCUGGCCGGGGCCGUAGUGGGAACCGCGGGGCCUCUGGAGAGACGCGGGGCGCAACCCGGACGACACUCGGUCACCGGCUACGGGGACUGCGCCGCGGGGGCCCGUUACCAGGAUGAGCUAAGCGCACUGCUGCGCCUGGCAGUGGGUACCGGUGGGCGAGACGCCGGCGCCCGCGGGGAACCCUCGGGGAUCGAGCCCUCGGCCCUGGAGGAGUCUCCAGGUCCUUUCGUUCCGGAGGCCUCGCGAGCCCGGAUGCGGGAGCCAGAGAACCGAGAAGACUACUUCGGCACCUGUAUCAAGUGCAACAAAGGCAUCUAUGGGCAGAGCAAUGCCUGCCAGGCCCUAGACAGCCUCUACCACACCCAGUGCUUUGUCUGUUGCUCCUGUGGGCGAACUUUGCGCUGCAAGGCUUUCUACAGUGUCAACGGCUCUGUCUACUGUGAGGAGGAUUAUCUGUUUUCAGGGUUUCAGGAGGCAGCUGAGAAAUGCUGUGUCUGUGGUCACCUGAUUUUAGAGAAGAUCCUACAGGCAAUGGGGAAGUCUUAUCACCCAGGCUGCUUCCGAUGCAUCGUUUGUAACAAGUGCCUGGAUGGUGUCCCCUUCACAGUGGACUUCUCCAAUCAGGUGUAUUGUGUCACUGACUACCACAAAAAUUAUGCCCCUAAAUGUGCAGCCUGUGGACAACCCAUCCUCCCUUCAGAGGGCUGUGAGGACAUUGUGAGGGUGAUAUCCAUGGACCGUGAUUAUCACUUUGAGUGCUACCACUGUGAGGAUUGUCGCAUGCAGCUGAGUGAUGAGGAAGGUUGCUGCUGUUUUCCUCUUGAUGGACACUUGCUCUGCCACGGCUGUCACAUGCAGCGACUCAAUGCCCGACAGCCUCCUACCAACUACAUGUGAGCUGUAGUCACUGCUGCUGCCAUCACCGCUGUUGGGAAAUUCCUCAGGCCAGCCUGAGGCAAGGCGUGCACUCUGCAGUCCUUGUGAAGGGUCCUCUGGGGAGGCCCCAAAGGCCAGAGACCCAAAGACCCUAACAUUCCAAAUGGACUGUGGAGAAGGGACCUUCUGGUCUUCCCUGUGUGCAGACUCUGCUGUAGCGUAUGCUUAGUCACACAAAUGGGUUCCAGUACUUUCUGAACAUCAGAUUCUGGUGUAGAUUUCCAUUGUAUAAGUCAAACAAUGUUCUGGCGCUGGAUCAUAGGCGAGAGCAUGGCAGAAGUCACCCCCAACACACGCUCUGUUAUACCCUAGGUAUGGGGUCAGACAUGGGGUCAGUCAGGCAUUUCCACAGUUUGCUUGCUGUCUAGAUGAAGGGGUAGAAACCCUGGACUUUAUAAUGAAUCGUUUCUGGGCCUUCUGUCUAAGGACCAGGAGAGCUCCCCAUCCCUCUUCUGGGAAUGGGACCAGCUCUGGGUGGGCCUGCUGCCUGUGUUGCCUGUUUCUCAGGGACUCAAGUGGACCUGGGGAGGCUAAGUGGGGCCUGUCCUUGGUUGUUCUGCUCAGCUUGGGAAGUAAUGAGCAGGUCUCUGUGGGUGUGGAACUUGCUGGGUGGGAUGUCUAGGAAGCUUCAGGCUAGCCCCACUCCCAGGGUUAAAGUGCACUGAGCCCUGUAGCCCAGCAUGGGUACAUUCAUAUACGUGUGUGUGCAUGCACCCUCCCUCCACACACACUCUUCCCUUUUUCUCAGGUGACUUUUACACUUAGUUCCCUAGUUGUAGCUUACCAUUCAAGACCUCCCACCUUGGCAGGAUCCUGGAUUAUAUCCACAGCCCCACAAUUCAGGCUGGGGGUGCUGGAGGAAACACUUGGAUUUGGUUUGAGAAGUCAGUUUGGCUGAAACUUGAAUUCACCUAAAGUUAGAUGUCUUAAAACCGGUUCACUGAAAACUUGGUCGUUCAGCUCGCUUGAGGACAGGUUGCCAAAAGCUCGUUCCUUGAGAGUGCUUUUAUAUCCACCUGAGCGUUCUAGUCUUUGUAUCACUCCUUGAGUAUUUCAGUGAUUUCUGUUUGUCAACAGUACUUCAGAGUCAUUAACAACAUAAAUUUAUCAGAUUCGUAGCACUUUGUAAAUGAUGACAUUGCUUCUUACCUUUAUGGCUGUCUUUCCCUAUGUUAUCUACUUUUCAAACACUUUUUAAAAAGUUUAAAAGUUUCUAGCAAUAAAUACAAUUGGUUCAGA